Molecule: messenger RNA, 952 nt
Organism: Lolium rigidum
Lineage: Eukaryota; Viridiplantae; Streptophyta; Magnoliopsida; Poales; Poaceae
Exons: 1
Coding region: 1-906 (301 amino acids)
Source: RefSeq, a predicted model, not a curated record
AUGAGGAGGGACUUGUCCUGCUUCGGGGAGAGCAGCGUCCAGAUUGCGGACGCGGCGUCUUCCUCUUCUUCCUCGACCACUGCCCGCCGUGGCGGUGGCGGCGGAAAGGGCGCGCCUCAGAACCAGGUGAGCUGCCUCUACCAGGCACGGCUCUCUGGCCGGCCCUGCAUGAUCUCGGUGACCUGGAGCAAGGGACUAGCUGGGAUGCAGGGCCUCAGUGUCACCGUCGACGACACAUGUGGCCAGUGUCUUUGCAAGGCUGACGUUAAGCCAUGGCUCUUCUCUAAGAAGAAGGGAUCCAAGAGCCUCACUGCCGGCGACGGAAAGAUCGAGAUCUUCUGGGACCUCUCAGGUGCUAAGUUUGGCCCUGGGCCGGAGCCACUGGAAGGGUUCUAUGUCACCGUCGUGUUCGACCGUGAGAUGGUGCUCUUGCUCGGUGACAUGAAGAAGGAUGCUUACCGGAAGACGUGUGCCGUCCGGCCUGCGCUCAGUACAUUGUUCUUGGCGAGGAAGGAGCACAUUCAUGGCAAGAAGAUUUACUCUGCCAAGGCUCAGUUCUGUGGCAGCGGCCAGUGCCAUGACAUUGUGAUAGAGUGUGAUUCUAUUGGGCUCAAGGACCCUUGCCUUGAGAUCCGCAUCGAUAAGAGGCCGGUCAUGCAGGUGAAGCGGCUUGCGUGGAAGUUCCGGGGGAACCAGACGAUUAUGGUGGACGGGUUGCCUGUGGAGGUGUUUUGGGAUGUCCAUAGUUGGCUCUUCAGCUCGACAGCAAGCAAUGCAGUGUUCAUGUUCCAGACAUGUCCAGCACCUGAGAAGUCUAUUCCCUGGAUGUACUCGCAGAUUUUUAGGGAAUCUCAGUCGCAAGGUCUUGGUUUCUCCUUGAUUCUAUAUGCAUGGAAGAUUGAGUAGGUGCGUGCAGGAUCGAAUUGACUGACACGUUAUCCUUCCUGAAUGU